Molecule: messenger RNA, 873 nt
Organism: Mesorhabditis belari
Lineage: Eukaryota; Metazoa; Nematoda; Chromadorea; Rhabditida; Rhabditidae
Source: the annotation of a GenBank genome assembly
AUGUCCUACAAGAAGAACUAUCAAUCUAUUAGCAAAAGAGCGCCGCGGAUGCUGCAUCGUGCCGAAAAUGAUGAGACCAGCGAAGCGGUGCUCUCGUGGAUGAUGACGCUGAACAUGUCGCAAUCGCAGCUCGGCGAUCGAGAGACCCCGUCGAACGCGUGUACCAUCAUUGCCAUUAACGUUGCCGAUUUGUGUCAUAGAGUGGCUGCUGCUGAGGCAUCGAAAGACGCCGAGAAGACAAAUUCGAAGAAGAAAACGAGCGAGGAAGGGAAACCGACCAAUAAAGAGAAGAAUAGGGACAUUUUCACGAUACCGGAGGCGAUCCACGAAAUUCAACGCUGCUACCAUAGACAAAAUCACGAGAUCGACUAUGCGCUGCCCCAUUUUGCCCACAUGAAUACUCUACUUCAUCGUCAUUGCCGUCAAGCGAGCCGUCUUCAUCGCUUUUCAACGAGAGACGAACGCAGUAGCGCUCUUCGACUCGCACAAUCGUGGCGGGGCGAUUGCGUGUGUCUCGACGAAUCAACUCAGCAACCUCGCUCGAUGGAUGAUGAAAAGGAUCUACCCGGAAUUGCUGAAGAAAUCGGAGGAAAGGCAUCAUGCGUGCAAGUGCUUGGACCGAGCGAGAAAAACGAUGCGCCGAAUGUCGUCUACUGGCUGAAAGUCACGGCUCGGAUUUUCCUCAAAGAAGGAGAAACGCAUUAUUGUCAAGAGAGGCGCUUGAACGAACGGAAGAAGCGAAAAUUCUUGGAGACGCUGACACGCCCUUUAAGCGGCUCGUCGGACGAGAGCAAUGACUUGGAGAAUGCGAUGGCCGAGUGCAGUUUUCUCAGGGAAUUCGACGACGAGGACGAUAUGGAAGAAGUGGGCCGA